GUUGAACCUUGAAGGCAUCUCCAAAUUCCAAAGACUUGAAUUUUUUCAAACUUGAAUUGAAAUUCCCAAAUCGAGAACCAUGAGCUCCACAGCAGCAGCCACCACCAAAUCAGGCAGAGGCAACGUCAGAGGCACCAAGUCGGUCUCAAGAUCCCAGAAGGCCGGUCUGCAAUUCCCGGUCGGUCGCGUCGCCCGGUUCCUCAAGGCCGGUCGGUACGCUCAACGAGUCGGCAGUGGCUCCCCGGUCUACCUCUCUGCUGUCCUCGAAUACCUAGCUGCUGAGGUUCUGGAGUUGGCAGGGAAUGCUGCGAGGGACAACAAGAAGAACAGAAUCACUCCGAGACACAUUCAGCUUGCAGUGAGAAAUGAUGAGGAGUUUACGAGGCUUUUGGGGUCUGUGACGAUAGCUAAUGGAGGUGUUCUGCCUAAUAUUCAUCACAAUCUGCUUCCAAAGAAGGGUGGCAAAGCAAAGGGCGAGAUUGGUUCUGCUUCCCAGGAGUUCUAGGGUUGGUAGAUUUUGUUGUUAGGAAAAAUAAGAAAAAGAAAAAUUUGAGCCCCUUGUUCAUUAAGGCUCUUGCUUUUUGAUGGGUAGUUUAGAUUGUUAGAAGGAAGUAGAAACCUCAUAUUGUAAAGCUUUGCUUCCAGGAAGAUAACUAUGUUGUAUUCUACUGGAGUUUAUAUCGUUCAGUGCAGAUUCUAAUUUCCAAA
Prunus persica (peach) is the source of this 708-nucleotide messenger RNA. RefSeq names its product histone H2AX. Lineage: Eukaryota; Viridiplantae; Streptophyta; Magnoliopsida; Rosales; Rosaceae. Gene Ontology annotation, cellular component: nucleosome. Gene Ontology annotation, molecular function: structural constituent of chromatin; protein heterodimerization activity; DNA binding. The transcript is spliced from 2 exons. Bases 80 to 505 code for a protein of 141 amino acids. The record is from RefSeq and is a predicted model, not a curated record.